UAACAUUGUAAAAUGCACACACAUGUUCAUAUGUAAACAGACCUGUCAUUUAAUAUGCCAUUCUCCAACUUUCCCGAAUUCUGAUUGCAGCCUUUGCUAGUCCUUGGGUUUCAUUAUGUGUGGAAGAACUGCCAGCUCGUUGGGUCCAGGGGAUGUUGUCAAAGCCUCGAGAUACACCAACCGUCGGACAGGAAGGCGCGAGUCACCAAGAUGGAGGACCAAUCCUGGUCAGAGUUAUCGCCCUUCAUACAAUGUGGCUCCUGGUGGCACAACACCAGUGAUAGUUUCCUCCAAGCAUUUCAAAGAUUCCCCUCCAGAGAAGGAGACCCCAGCUACAGAUUGCCAGCCUGAGACUGAUGCUGAACCGGAGCGUGUAAUCCAGCCAAUGAGAUGGGGCCUUGUGCCAUCUUGGCACAAAGGAGAAUUGAAAAGUUUUGACCUCAAGACUUCCAACUGCCGCAGUGACAAUAUGCUCAGUAGUCGAGUUUACAAGGGUCCAUUGGAGAAGGGAAGACGAUGUGUCAUUGUUGUGGAUGGAUUUUACGAAUGGCACACUGGGAAAGACAAGAAACAACAACCAUACUUCAUCUACUUCCCUUCGGAGAAAAAGGUCGAAGAGGGUGAAAAGAUGCCAUCACCAGAAAGUGGGGAUGUGGAAAGUGUGACAAAAACAAACAAAGCGGAAGGAUCAAAAGAGACAGAGGAUGAAGAGUGGCCCAGACAAAAGGUUCUUACUAUGGCAGGUGUAUUUGAUAUUUGUCAUCCAAAAGACACUGAGGGUGAACCUUUCUAUACCUACUCUGUCAUCACAGUAGACGCUUCUGAUGCCAUGUCAUAUAUACAUCACAGAAUGCCAGCCAUUCUAAACACAGAUGAAGAAGUAAGACAAUGGUUAGACUUUGGGGAUGUACCACUCAAGGAGGCAGUUGAUGUGAUACGACCAACAACUUCCAUCACCAGCCACCCAGUCUCCUCAAAAGUCAACAAUUCAAGGAAUAAUGCUCCUGACCUCAUUGAGAAAGUUGAUCCUAAUAAGAAGCCAAGCCCGACUGGAUUGACAAUGUGGUUGAAGAAAGGAACGGAAAAGAAGAAAGAUGACGAAGAUGAGAGUGUGGAGGAGCCUGAGCCAAAACGAUUAAAGACGGACUGAGAGAUAGGUGUAGCAUGAAGGUGUGAUGCCCUCCUCAAUGUAGAUGUGAGGGACAGGGCUGAGCUCAAUGGCAAAGUUCACAUCUGGGUGUUUUUGAGGGUCGCAUGUUGCCUGUCGGCAUCGUCAUCGUAGAAUUUGUGGUUCAGUUGUGACGGACAAUCCAUGGAGCCAGGCUUUUCCAUUGGGACUGAAUAUAACUCGAUGUCAUUUUACACAUCUAAAUGGUUGUCUUUAUGUGCCAUAAGGAAGUCUAUAAGGCAGGAGCUAGGAAGAUCACAAACUCCCCUGAUGGAGGUAUCUCCCAUCUCGCUGUAAAACAGGGUCCAGAGUAAUGAUCGACAGACCAGAUAUAUCAGAACAAGGAAAUAAGAAUGUAGUGUUUAGAUCUGAAUGAAUAUAAUUAUACUUCAAAAUAUUGUAGUUGUAAGAA
This is a messenger RNA of Lineus longissimus, 1580 nucleotides long. Its product is annotated as abasic site processing protein HMCES-like. Gene Ontology annotation, molecular function: single-stranded DNA binding. The coding region runs from base 116 to 1150 and encodes 344 amino acids. NCBI's taxonomy places the organism in Eukaryota, Metazoa, Nemertea, Pilidiophora, Heteronemertea, Lineidae. Gene Ontology annotation, biological process: DNA damage response. The record is from RefSeq and is a predicted model, not a curated record. The transcript has 8 exons.